This is a messenger RNA of Anopheles bellator, 1865 nucleotides long. RefSeq names its product heparin sulfate O-sulfotransferase (gene Hs2st). The transcript is spliced from 3 exons. The record is from RefSeq and is a predicted model, not a curated record. Gene Ontology annotation, molecular function: heparan sulfate 2-sulfotransferase activity. NCBI's taxonomy places the organism in Eukaryota, Metazoa, Arthropoda, Insecta, Diptera, Culicidae. Bases 262 to 1326 code for a protein of 354 amino acids. Gene Ontology annotation, cellular component: membrane.
ACAGGAACAGGAAACCGUUUGUUGGCCGCGGACACAGUCUGUGGGUCUAAGGGUGGUCGGAAAACGCGGUGUCCGGUGGUGGGCACGAGCUCUGAAAUGGUGCACCAUCAAAGCAACAGCGGGGAAAAGUGCUAAAGCUUGACAGCGAAUCGCGAAAUCGUGUGCCUCGUCUGUUCGUCCUGGUCCCCGAAGCGAUAACGGGGCGCGGCAGUGCUCAACGGUGGCAGGCGGGGGCCAGACAGCGGCCGGAAUCGAACGGAAAUGAUAACAACCAAAUACUUUUUUCUACUCGUCCUGAUUACUGCGGGCUUUGUGUUUAUUCUACUCUAUCACUGGUUUUCGGCAAAGGUCAUAGUAGGCGACAGGCUGACGCUGCGCCUCCGUGAAUUGGAAGGCGACGAGCGGCUUGGGAAACCUCCGACGGGCAUCCGGCCAACGGACGAUCUCACGGUCCGAGAGUACGACGAGAAGUUUGUGAUAAUCUACAACCGUGUUCCGAAAACGGGUAGCACCAGUUUCGUCAAUCUAACUUACGAUCUUUGCAAGAAGAAUGCUUUCCACGUACUGCACAUUAACAUUACCGCCAACAUGCACGUACUGUCACUACCGAAUCAGCUCAAGUUCGUGCGCAACAUUACCGCAUGGGACAACAUGAAACCCGCCUUCUACCAUGGACACAUGGCGUUCCUAGAUUUUUCAAAAUACGGUAUGCCCGCGAAACCGAUGUACAUAAAUCUGAUCCGGCAGCCGCUGGACCGGUUGGUUUCGUACUACUACUUUCUGCGCUACGGCGACGACUACCGGCCGUACCUGGUGCGCCACCGGGCCGGCGAUACGAUGACGUUCGACGAGUGCGUCGCCAAGCAGAAACCCGACUGUGAUCCCACGAACAUGUGGCUUCAGAUACCGUUCUUCUGCGGGCACCACGCCGAGUGCUGGAACCCGGGCAGUAGCUGGGCGCUGGAGCAAGCGAAGCGCAAUCUCGUCAGCGAGUACUUCCUGGUGGGCCUGACGGAGGAGAUGGACGAGUUCAUUGAGUUGCUGGAGCUGUCGUUGCCGCGGCUGUACCGCGGCGCGGUCAGUCACUUCCAGAAGUCGAACAAGUCGCACCUCCGCCGGACCAAGUCGAAAGUCGAACCGACCCCGGAAACGGUGGCACGGAUCAAAGAGUCCCCGAUCUGGCAGAUGGAGAACGAGCUGUACGAGUUUGCGCGCGAUCAGUUCCACUUUGUGCAGCACAAGCUACGGAUACCGGGCCGCGGUGUGAUGCAGGACUUUCUGUACGAAAAAAUCAAACCAAAUGUGGCUAGUGCCGCCAAGAACUGAUAUCGGAAACGGGAUCUCCUUAGGCAGCACUACUCGCUGCUGCACUGGCAACAGCGGCACGCGAGGGAGAAGAAGCUCUAGGAGGGACCAGGGACCGGACCGGACCGGAUGAAUGUGGGGUGUGUGAUAUUGUAUGUGUGCGUGUUGUAUGAGUGUACGUGAGUUUGGGGCCGCCGGAUGGCAACGUUUGUUAAUUAAUUGUAACCAUCUUUCUAGCUAAACAGUAAUCAUUCCCUCAUCUGCUCGUCCGAAAAGGCCAUCCAUCAAACUCAUCCCUUUUGGCGAGCGGCCGGCGGACAAGCUUCCCGGUCGCGCUCCUUCGGUUAUUCCAUCACUCCACCAUCUCAUACCUUUCGUGUUCAAUUGUUGAUUCGUUAAUUCGUAAGAUUUGUUUCCGCGGCUUCUCAUUCCUUGACCACACACCGAUGCACCCAAUGGGGCUGGCUCGAUCCGCGGGAGGACGGCACUCAGGGGCACAAUAAAUUCGCUAAAUACUCACGCGUAACAAGCCAUUGAAUAGUACUACACAUAACGAUAAA